CUAGCGGCACCCGUUGCAGACACGCCGCUUGCCGUGUAGCCGGGUCCCGGCCGCACGGCAGCGGAGCGGAGCGAGGCAGGGCGGAGGAGAAGAGCCGGUCCGCAUCCUCGGGCAGGCAGCCGCCUUCCUCCCCGGCUCCGCGCGGCCGCAGCCGCUCAGUGCAAGAGGCAGCAGAGGGGAAGGCAGAGCAGAGGCGCUGCUCCUCCCUCCCCCGGCCGGAUAUAUAGUACCAGACCCACAGGAGGAGGAGGAGAGCGGCUUGUAAUAUUUUUUCUUCCUUUCUUUUUCAUUUAUUUUUCCCUCCUCUCUUUCUUUGCUGGGAGUUGCUUGUGUGCUAGGGAAGGUGGGGGCAGCGGUUUGGAGACAGGAAUUACUCGGAAAAACGGUACCUUGUGCAGGAAGUUAAAGGAAGAACAGAACAAAUCAGCACCAUGUCUUCAGUCUCAGCUUAUUACAAUGGAAAGAACGUUCUUAUCACAGGAGCUACAGGUUUCAUGGGCAAAGUACUGAUGGAAAAGCUUCUGCGCUCCAGCCCUGAUGUGAAAGCGGUUUAUAUACUUGUCAGACCAAAGGCUGGACAGUCAAUGCAAGAGAGAGUGGCCAACAUGUUGAAAUGCAAGGUCUUUGACAGGGUCCGAGAAGAUUGCCCUAAUUUCCACGAGAAGAUUAAGCCUAUUAAUGCUGAACUCACUCAGCCCAAGCUGGCCAUCAGUGCUGAAGAUGAAGAGGAGCUUCUGACCCGGAUCAAUAUUGUCUUCCAUUGUGCAGCAACAGUUCGCUUUGAUGAACCCCUGAAACAUGCCCUGCAACUGAAUGCGUUGGGCACGCAGCGACUUCUAGAGCUGGCCCGGCAGAUGCAGAACCUUGAGGCCUUCAUCCAUAUCUCUACUGCCUAUGCAAACUGUGUCCGGAAAUGCAUAGAUGAAAUCAUCUACCCACCCCCAGCAGAACCCAAGAAGCUCUUUGAUUUAAUAGAGUGGCUGGAUGAGUCUAUCAUUGAAGACAUUACACCCAAGCUGCUCGGUGACUGGCCUAACACUUACACCUACACCAAAGCCUUGUCAGAAUACUUGAUUCAGCAAGAGAAAGGAAACCUGAACAUUGCUAUCAUCAGGCCAUCCAUUGUGGGAGCUAGCUGGCAUGAGCCUUUCCCAGGUUGGAUUGACAACUUCAAUGGCACAAGUGGAAUAUUUAUUGCGGCAGGCAAAGGGAUUCUCCGGACUGUCAUUGCCAACAACGAAGCAGUGGCAGAUAUGAUCCCAGUAGACGUUGCCAUCAACCUCACGCUUGCAGCCGGGUGGUACACUGCUGUGCACAGACCAAAAAACAUGUUGGUGUACAACUGCACAACAGGUGGAAUCAACCCUUUCUUCUGGGGAGAAAUGGAACAGUAUGUUAUGUCCACAUUCAAAAGGAACCCGCUGGAGCAGGCCUUCCGAACACCCAAUGCUCACUUGACGUCCAACUACUUGAUAAACCAGUACUGGAUAACUGUCAGUCACAAGGCUCCAGCCAUACUCUAUGACCUGUACAUGAGGCUCACGGGGAGAAAGCCCAGAAUGAUGAAGAUUAUCAAUCGACUGCACAAGUCUAUGACACUCCUGCAGUAUUUUUCCACCCAGUCCUGGGACUGGUCUUCAGAGAAUAUGAAUAUGUUAAUGAGUCACCUUAACACAGAGGACAAAAAGUUAUACAACUUUGAUGUUCGUCAGCUGCACUGGUCAGAAUACAUUGAAAGCUACUGCCUAGGCGCUAAGAAGUACUUGCUAAAUGAGGACAUGGCUGGCAUUCCAGCAGCAAAGCAGCACUUACGAAAGCUGAGGAACAUCCGAUAUGCAUUCAACACCACCCUUCUUGUUAUCAUCUGGCGCAUCUUCAUUGCAAGGUCACAGAUGGCUCGAAACAUCUGGUACUUUGUGGUGAGCCUCUGCUACAAGUUCCUUUCCUACUUCAGGGCAUCCAGCACCCUCAGGCACUGAAGCCAUCCAUCAGCAACCAGCCUCUUUCAGAAGGACCCUCCAUCUCGUCUAAUCAGCAGCUAUGGGCAUCGGGGUCUGAAAGUAGCAGAAAAAUCCAAUCCCUCCAACAGCAGCCUGCAUUUAUUGUGCAUUUAUUAUUCACCUUUUUAAUUUUAACUAAUGCUUUAAUACAUGGUGGUCUUUCUUCCA
Neopsephotus bourkii (Bourke's parrot) is the source of this 2168-nucleotide messenger RNA. RefSeq names its product fatty acyl-CoA reductase 2 (gene FAR2). Gene Ontology annotation, cellular component: peroxisome. The coding region runs from base 432 to 1979 and encodes 515 amino acids. The transcript has 12 exons. Gene Ontology annotation, molecular function: alcohol-forming very long-chain fatty acyl-CoA reductase (NADP+) activity. Gene Ontology annotation, biological process: long-chain fatty-acyl-CoA metabolic process. The record is from RefSeq and is a predicted model, not a curated record. Lineage: Eukaryota; Metazoa; Chordata; Aves; Psittaciformes; Psittacidae.